AUGCUGCUUCAUCGAAUCUGUUGUGAUUCGAGCACGGUCGUGUACGCAUUCGAUGAUGACAAUGGACCCAACGGCACAGUACACUAUUUCAUUCAGUCCGGGGACCCAAACGGUUAUUUUCUUCUGGACGAGAUGAGCGGUGCAUUGACUUUGGGCAAAAGGCUACCGAACUACGCUCUGGGUGAGCACACCCUACAUUUGGAGGCCAGGGAUGGCGGUGAGCCAUCGAAAUCCGCUACAGCUCGUCUGAUCAUUGAAGUAGACGAGUCUAUUCCCAAAGGUCUCCUCGGACCGGACCUAUACGCUUCGCAUUCGAAUAGCCUGUUUGAUUCCGGGUCGGCUGGACACACAUUCAAUUUGUACAUCCUCAUUGCGAUUGUGGUCGCAUCCGCUGUGGUCUCCGCUCUGUUGCUAUUUUCCAUAUUUUUCCUGCUUCGUCGUUCGAGACGUGCCCGUUCGUGUCGUCAUGUGGCCGGCUGUGGGAACGGAACGAGAAUGACCAAAUCAAAUUCCACGGAUCCGAUUACUGACAAGUACAACAGUCCACAUUGGCCAUUGACUGGCCGCAUGACAUCACCCACAAAUCACAUGGAUGAAAGGAGACAGUUAUAUGGUGACAUGAACUAUCGGGCUUACUCUCCUCUUUUGGAUGGACCGAACUCAAUUGAUCUGACCGAUCCCGGAGGGACAUUCUGCAUGCAAGAUGCCAAUGGGAUGACCGUGGACAAACGUCAUGCAACCUUGAUCAAUCCGCAUCUGUACUCGGUCGGCAGUCUGAUCAAAUGUGAUCCACUAGAGCCAUCUCAUGUGGAGCUAUACAUUCCUUCAUCGGAACCAGCUGUGACAAGUACAACCGGUCACUAUUUGUCCGGUGAACAAGUUACAUUCUAUCGCCCGAUCACGGCACACGAAACGUCAACCCCGACACAUGGAGAUGUUCUUCAUCACUCGAAUCAAACAUUCACCCUGCCCGGUACAACAAAAUACUCAUUGGCCACGAAUGGACAAUCUGGUCAGGCGCAUUUGGACGGU
This is a messenger RNA of Echinostoma caproni, 1032 nucleotides long. NCBI's taxonomy places the organism in Eukaryota, Metazoa, Platyhelminthes, Trematoda, Plagiorchiida, Echinostomatidae. The record is from the annotation of a GenBank genome assembly.